AUGUGGCACUAUUCAGUUUUCUACAGUUUAGUUGUAUUUUUUGCCAAAGAUGAUGAAAAUGUUGUUGAAAAUGCAUCAAUUUAUGGAAAAAUAACCUGUGAUGGGAAACCGGUGGAAGGAGUUCGGAUAACUAUGUUGGAUGAUAAUGGUGAGUGUUAUGACGUGGCAAAAUUUGGGUCAAAAAUCCUCUACUUUCUAGCCUGGAUCUUUGACCACAUCCUAGAUGUCUUUGAAACCAACAAACUCGGAAAAUAUCGACUUCACGGAACUCCUCAUGAUCAAAAUCUAGAUCUUCUUCUCAUCAUUGAACAUAGCUGUCAUCAAAAUAAAAAUAUAAAAACUGGCCAAAUCGUAGAUUCCUAUUCCGAAUUUCGAAUUCCUCGAGAAGUUUUGGAGGAGAAAAAUUUCGAUUUGAAGUUCAAUGUGGAACUUGGAAGAAAUCAGAAGAUCUGUAAUUCUGUGCCCGGAUUAUUUUUGUGGAAAACUGCGGCCAAUAUUAGAACGUGAGUUGAAUUUGCAAAUGUUUUGUCCAAAAUUAAAAUUUUUAAUUUCAGAAAAAUUGCUGAAAAUGCGGAAGAUUUGAAAAUUUGGAUGUCAGAGACCUAA
Caenorhabditis angaria is the source of this 606-nucleotide messenger RNA. The record is from the annotation of a GenBank genome assembly. NCBI's taxonomy places the organism in Eukaryota, Metazoa, Nematoda, Chromadorea, Rhabditida, Rhabditidae.